GUUAUCGUAUCUGCCAUCUCCUGGCUUGUCUGGAGCAUACAAGAGUUCUGUAUCAUGGCUGAUGGCUAACAGCCGCCGUCCAACAUGGCCAUCGCGAAGCCCGUACGGUUCCUAGGGGUGCUGUCCGUGGUUCUGGUCUUUUUCGUCAUUUAUCAGUACUUACGCCCAGUCCCAACGAUUGAGCCCCCGGGCACUGUGGUCGGCAAUGGCGACAAGAUCGAGAACUGGGAACAGGACCCUCUUCUAGAGCCGAUUGGCGAGCCGCCUGAACCAUUAUGGCGACACACUGACCACGACUAUGCCCCCGAGAGCCUCAACUCGGCGCGCAUCAAUGCCACCCUCCUAUCUCUCGUCCGCAAUGAAGAACUCCACGAACUCCUCCCGACCAUGAGACAGCUCGAAGAGACGUGGAACUCCAAAUUCAACUAUCCGUGGACAUUCUUCAACGAUGUCCCGUUCACUGAAGAAUUCAAAGAAGCAACACAGGCUGUCACAAAGGCCAAGUGUGCCUAUCAUGUCAUUCCGAAAGAGCAUUGGGAUAUGCCGUCCUGGGUCAGCCAGGAACUUUACGAAGAGUCGGCGAAGAUUCUAAAAGAGAACGACGUUCAGUACGCCGGGAUGAUCUCAUACCACAAGAUGUGUCGAUGGAAUAGCGGCAUGUUCUACCGCCAUCCUGCGCUCGAAAAUGUCCAAUACUAUUGGCGCGUUGAGCCAAAGGUCAAAUUUUUCUGCCAGGUCGACUAUGAUGUGUUCCGCUACAUGCAGGAUCACAACAAGACCUACGGCUUUAAUAUCAAUUUGUUUGAUUCGCCAGAAUCUAUCCCAUCCUUGUGGCCAGAGACCAUCAAAUUCCUGGCUGCCCAUCCAGAAUAUCUCCACAAGAACAACGCCAUGGCAUGGCUAGUGGAUAACACCCGCAGACCAGAAAAUAACAUCAAGGCACAUGGGUACAGCACGUGUCACUUCUGGUCCAAUUUUGAGAUCGCGGACCUGUCGUUCUGGAGGAGUCAGAUCUACGAGGACUAUUUCACUCACCUAGACCGGACGGGUGGGUUCUUUUAUGAGAGAUGGGGUGACGCCCCGGUCCACAGCAUUGCAUUGGGGCUUUUUGAGGAUGCCAGCAAAAUUCAUUGGUUCAAGGAUAUCGGCUACAACCAUAUCCCAUUCUACAACUGUCCCAACUCACCUAAAUGUAGUGGGUGUACGCCCGGACAGUUUUACGGCGGUGAACCGUGGUUGCAACGAGAAGAUUGUCGACCGUUAUGGUUCAAGUAUGUUGGAAUGGGAUGAACAGGAAGAGCCGGGUCAUCUUGGAUCACACAACCAGAGAGCUGGGGCUCUCACCACCUAUUUGUAUAUGGACGCCACCCCUGCACAUACGCCGAGGACUCGUCUUGCUUUUGCACUAGGAAUAAUGGGUCUGGUGGUCUGCAAGAUGUACCCUAGGCAGAACGUAUUAGCUGGUCUAGAUUCUCCAACCAUGUUUCCAUGCACGUUGAGAUCCUUCGUCCGGGAUACUGUUGCUGUAUCGAGGCUUCCGCGUGCGUGCCGAACGGAG
Molecule: messenger RNA, 1558 nt
Organism: Cladophialophora immunda
Lineage: Eukaryota; Fungi; Ascomycota; Eurotiomycetes; Chaetothyriales; Herpotrichiellaceae
Exons: 3
Coding region: 85-1290 (401 amino acids)
Biological process (GO): protein O-linked glycosylation; protein N-linked glycosylation; cell wall mannoprotein biosynthetic process
Cellular component (GO): Golgi apparatus; membrane
Molecular function (GO): alpha-1,2-mannosyltransferase activity
Source: RefSeq, a predicted model, not a curated record